GAAAGUCACUCCAACCUCACUUUUCGCUGUUGGUAAACAAAUUGAGGACGUCCUGUGAUUCCUGUGGUUUUGUGGAGUUUCUGGCCAUGUCCCGGGAGGAGAAGCAACUGGAGGCACUGCUGGAUGCUGUGCUGAAUCGCCUGAAUGACCUAAAGUUGUCCAUUGGGGCGAUGAUACAGAAAAUCGAGACAGAAUAUGAGACAAUCAAUUGGCCGACUUUCCUGGACAAUUUCGCUCUCAUUUCCAGUCAUCUCACUGGCUUGUCCAAGAUCAUCGCCACGGAGAUGGGCGCUCCACUGAGGAAUCUCACGGUUCUUCCUCUGCUGCUGUCGCCGGAGCGCGACGAGGCGCUGUGGCAGCUCACGGAGGGCCGCAUCCCGGUGUUCUCGCACGACAUGGUGCCCGACUAUCUGCGCACGAAGCCCGAGCCGACGGCGGAGCAGAAGAUGAUGGCGCACGAGCAGAAGGCGAACAACCUGACGCCGGAGACGGCGGCCAAGCAGGUGGCGCAGUACCAGAAGAUCGUGUCUCACGUGUUCGACAUGGUGAGCAAGGCGCGCGAGGAGUGGGAGUCCGACUCCUCGGCCCGCUCUGGCGUGCAGCAGACCAGCAGCAUGGCGGACACGCACGCUCUGGUGGCGGCCGUCGGGAUGGGCAAGAAUCUCAAGGUGAACAUCCCGCCGGGCGUGGGUCCCAACGGCCCGGGAGGGCCGCCAGGCAUGGUGCCGCACGCCAUCCGCCCGCCGGCGGCCAUGGCGGCCGUCAGCCCCUCGGGAGGCGUCGGACAGAUGGGCAAAGCGCCGUCCGCGAUCAAGACCAACAUCAAAUCCGCGAAUCAAAUUCAUCCCUACGGAAGAUAAGUCCUGCGAUAGUCGUAAGAAAUCACCGCUUUCCCUUAAUUUUAUUGUAAGAUUGUGAAAGAGAUGAGGAAGUAAAGAAAUUGUCCCUUUUUAA
This is a messenger RNA of Phlebotomus argentipes, 954 nucleotides long. It is a transcript of the gene MED8, whose product is annotated as mediator of RNA polymerase II transcription subunit 8. The coding region runs from base 87 to 860 and encodes 257 amino acids. NCBI's taxonomy places the organism in Eukaryota, Metazoa, Arthropoda, Insecta, Diptera, Psychodidae. Gene Ontology annotation, biological process: regulation of transcription by RNA polymerase II. Gene Ontology annotation, molecular function: transcription coregulator activity; RNA polymerase II cis-regulatory region sequence-specific DNA binding. The record is from RefSeq and is a predicted model, not a curated record. Gene Ontology annotation, cellular component: core mediator complex; mediator complex. The transcript has 2 exons.